AAGAAGCGAAUUAUUGAACUAAACAGCAAAUGGGCCCUAAGACCAACUCAAGGGGAUGCUGAGGGUUUCCAAUUACGAUUUGCAGAAUCCUUGCAAGAACAUAUUGCGAGACUUCAGCAAAAUGGAGAAAUCAAUGAUGGAGAAACUAUUAGGAUAAAGCUUAGUGGUGAUGGAACAAAUAUUGGAAAGAGGCUUACAGUUAUCAACUUUACUUUCACCCUGCUCAAUGAAAAGGAGGUGGCAAUGGGCGAGAAGGGGAAUUACGUACUCGCUGUUGUAAAAACUACAGAGACAUAUGAUAAUCUAAGAGAGAGCCUAGUAAACCUUCGGAUGGAAAUGUCAAACUUGACGGAAAUAAGUGCAAAUAACUGCACCUACAAGCUUGCAUACUUCUUAGGUGGAGACUGGAAAUUUUGA
This is a messenger RNA of Pocillopora meandrina, 417 nucleotides long. The record is from the annotation of a GenBank genome assembly. NCBI's taxonomy places the organism in Eukaryota, Metazoa, Cnidaria, Anthozoa, Scleractinia, Pocilloporidae.